Molecule: messenger RNA, 3868 nt
Organism: Andrographis paniculata
Lineage: Eukaryota; Viridiplantae; Streptophyta; Magnoliopsida; Lamiales; Acanthaceae
Product: phytosulfokine receptor 2-like
Exons: 2
Coding region: 632-3763 (1043 amino acids)
Biological process (GO): protein phosphorylation
Molecular function (GO): ATP binding; receptor serine/threonine kinase binding; protein kinase activity
Source: RefSeq, a predicted model, not a curated record
GUCGUGAAUGAGAUGGUUUUUGCUUCCUCGGGUGCUUCUUUGCUUUGAAAAUCUUCUUCGUGGUUUCAUGGGGCUGGGCUGUUGCUUGGUUCAAUUGUAAGUGACAAGGCGGGCAUUGAAUAAACUGCAUCUUUUUUAGCAAAUGGAGUGAGAAAAAUUAGCUUUGGUUUGUGUUCUUGGCGUCGAAUGAAUAAGAGAAAUUGAAGGGAGGGCUUUGCUUUUUCUCCCUUUUAUUAGGGAUCUGAAACCAUGGCAGACUUGCUUCACUUCCAAGUCAGUUUUUCGUGAUGUUUGAGGCAGUUUGGGGGUUUUGAUGGAGGGAUGGAUAGUUUUCUGGUGCUGAUCUGUUGAGCGACAUGGUGGUGGGAUUUAGGGAUCAGGAUUUUCAGUUUGGGAAGUUGUAGCAAGCAAUGUGGUGGGGACUUGAUACCCGAGUGGGGGCUGCUACUACAGUUCUUCGAUUGUAAGUAAGUUGUUCACAAUUGGGUCAAUUUUGUUUUUCGAAUCGUUGUUGGUUGGGAUUUGGGUUAUGAUUUCUCAACAGCUCUGCCUGCUCCUUCCUUACUUUCCGCCAUUGAUGAACUCGGAAGGUAUGUGAGUGAUUCGGUGAUCCUUAAAGAACCUGCAAUUAAUGGCUUCCUUCAAUUCGGCUCUUCUGGGAACACUUCCCUUUCUGUUCCUGUUCCUGUUCCUGUCUCUGUGUCUCUCAGUUUCUUCCCAGAAUUGCAAUCCAGACGAUCUUUCAGCACUGAAGGAAUUCGCAUCCCAACUCAUCAAUGGCUCUGUAAAAAUUUCUUGGUCCGGCAAGACGGAAUGUUGCAAAUUGGAAGGCGUAGUGUGCAAGAAUUCGUCGAACUCAGCAGCAUCAAACAGAGUGAUCAUGUUAAGAUUGUCUGGACAAGGCUUGAAGGGCAAAGUUCCAGAAUCUUUGUCGAAAUUGGAGCAGCUUAAACUGCUUGAUCUGUCCCACAAUUCUCUGGAAGGCGAACUGCCCUCCAGCUUGUCUGGUUUGCACCAUCUACAAGUUCUUGAUCUCAGCCACAACUCCCUCAAUGGACCUGUGUUCGAAGCCAUUGCAGGAUUGAAAUCGAUGAAAUCUGUCAACAUCUCCAGCAAUGCCUUCUCUGGGAACCUGACAGACAUAGGGAUGUUUCCUGAUCUCGUCGCCAUGAACAUGAGCAACAAUUUGUUGACAGGCCGAAUCAGCCACAGAAUUUGCAGUUCUGCAAGGUCCCUCCAGAUUCUUGAUCUCUCUGGAAAUCACUUGACAGGUGGGCUUGAAGGAUUGGAAAAUUGCAGCUCAGCCCUCCAGGAACUUCAUCUUGAUUCGAAUUCACUAACCGGAAACCUGCCCGAAUUGUUGUACUCGUUUUAUAAUUUGGUGCAUCUUUCUGUUUCUGCAAAUUCUCUAUCUGGUCAGCUAAGCCUGAGAAUUAGUCGCCUUUCGAGUCUCAAAACCUUAAUCCUCUGCAGGAAUAGGUUUUCGGGUUACUUGCCGAAUGCUUUUAGUAAUUUGACUGAGCUAGAACACCUUGAUGGACAUUCAAAUAUGUUCUCCGGGCCUCUGCCUUCAACCUUGUCGAAAUGUACCAGACUACGAGUCCUCGAUCUUGAGAACAACACUCUAUCAGGGCCUAUUGAUCUUGAUUUCUCUCAAUUCGGAAGCCUCUGCACUGUCAAUCUCGCCAGCAAUUAUUUCACAGGUCCCUUGCCGGAGUCGCUCUCCAGUUGCCGGGAACUGAAAGUUUUGAAUCUUGCCAGGAACGAUCUGUCCGGACGGAUCCCUGAAAGCUACACCAAUCUGUCAUCCCUUACAUUCGUUUCAUUUUCAAACAACAGCCUUGUGAACUUAUCGGGAUCUCUAUUUGUCCUGAAGGAUCUCAGGAACUUGAUGUCGCUUAUACUGUCGAAGAAUUUUCAUGGCGAAGAAAUUCCCGGAAACAUGACGGGGUUCAAGAGCUUGAUGAUCUUUGCUUUAGGAAACUGUGGAUUGAAAGGGCGAAUACCCGACUGGCUAUCUAACUCCCAGAAGCUGCAAGUCCUCGACAUGUCGUGGAAUCAUUUACAGGGUGGCAUUCCGCCAUGGAUUGGUCAGAUGGAGAGCUUGUUCUAUUUGGACUUGUCGAAUAACUCGUUGAGCGGAGGGAUUCCGAAGGGGAUGACAGAGCUUAAGAGCUUAAUUUCUGCAAAAAGCUACCGAUCCUUCCUCUACGCCUUCCCCGAAAUUCCACUUUUCGUGAAGAGAAAUCGAAGUGCUGCCGGUAUGCAGUAUAAACAGGCUUCGAGUUUUCCUCCAUCGAUCUUGUUGAGUAAUAACAGAAUACAUGGCGUGAUUUGGCCGGAGAUUGGACGAUUGAAACAGCUUCAUGUCUUGGAUCUAAGUAGGAAUAACAUAAGCGGAACCAUCCCGAGCUCCAUCUCAAAUAUGGCAAAUUUGGAGACUCUGGAUUUGUCGUACAAUGAUCUUCGCGGAUCGAUCCCUUCAUCGUUCAAUCAGCUCACUUUCCUGUCGAAAUUCAGCGUCGCUCAUAACCAUCUCAACGGAGCUAUCCCGACGGGUGGACAAUUUCUCAGCUUCCCGGGGUCGAGCUACGAGGGCAAUCCGGGACUCUGCGGAAAACUAUAUUCUCCCUGUCCUAUCGGGCUGCAGCAGACGAAUGCACCUCAUGAUUCGAGUGGUAAUAGAUUUAGUCGAAGUGGCAUACUCGAAAUCACGAUCGGGAUCGGGAUUGGAAUCGCUUUGCUUCUGGCUUUUCUUGUGCUGAGGAUAUCGAGAAGAGACAUCGGACAGUCGAUGAACGGCGUUACGGAGGAGGAGAUCAGUAGGACAUCCGAUUCGAUUGCGCCUCCGAAGAUAGUGAUCUUCAAGAAUGCCGAAUGCAAAGACCUCACCAUCUCGGACUUGAUGAAGUCGACGAACAACUUCAGCCAAUCGAACAUUGUGGGCUGCGGCGGAUUCGGCCUCGUCUACCUGGCGAACCUACCAAACGGUGUGAAAGCAGCGAUCAAGAGGCUUUCGGGGGAUUGUGGGCAGAUGGAGCGCGAAUUCCAGGCCGAAGUCGAAGCCCUCUCGCGCGCGCAGCACAAAAACCUCGUUUCGUUACAAGGGUACUGCUGCUACGGGACGGACCGGUUGUUGAUCUACUCGUACAUGGAGAACGGUAGCGUGGACUAUUGGUUGCAUGAGAAGGCGGAUGGGAGUUCGUUUCUUACAUGGGACACGCGGUUAAGAAUAGCUCAAGGGGCAGCGCGGGGGUUGGCCUACUUGCAUAAAGGGCAGAAUAUCGUUCACCGGGACAUUAAGACGAGCAAUAUUUUACUCGAUGAGAAGUUCGAGGCUCACUUGGCUGACUUCGGGCUUUCAAGGUUACUUCGCCCUUAUGACACACAUGUAACGACGGAUUUGGUCGGGACAUUGGGAUAUAUUCCGCCUGAAUACAGCCAAACAUCCACCGCGACUUUUAGGGGCGAUGUGUACAGCUUCGGAGUUGUUCUUCUUGAGCUUCUGACAGGGAGGCGGCCUGUCGAAGUAUGUAAAGGUAAGAACUGCAGAGACCUGGCGGGGUGGGUGUACCAGAAGAAAUCCGAGAAAUGCGAGUGGGAAAUAUUCGAUUUGUCCGUAAGGGAUAAGGAUUGCGAGAAGGAACUGAUGGAAGUGCUCGGCGUCGCGUGUAGGUGUAUAGAACAGGAUCCCCGGAGACGGCCAUCUAUCGAUGAAGUUGUUUCGAGUCUUGAAGGAAUUGUUCAGUUAGGAAAAACUUAAAGAGUUUGGUGUUGUUCAUGUGUUGUAUACUACUGUUUUGCAUCUCGAAUUGUUUGAAGUGAUUGUGUUUUAUGUCUUGGGGAAGACAGAUGUUGUUUCGUUAUA